GGAUAUUUGGCAUUUACUAGUUUUGUAAAUUACAAGGGUUUAACUUUUUGUGUGUGUGUGUGUGUGUGUGUGUGUGUGUGUGUUAAUAAUAUUUACAUGAACAAAAUAGUCCUGUGAGUUUAUCUGGGCCCUCUAUUGACGGGCAUAGAGGGGUGGGAGGUGUUGCUGCAAGGUAUGCCAAGUAAUUCAAAUUAACAGCUUUUGUUAACACCACCCUGGCUGGGGGUGAUUCUAAAGAAACUUUGAGGCCGGUUUUCUCACUAAUCUUCUUUGCAAAGUGCCAACUUUCAAAUGGUCAUAUCUUCCUAAAUUCUUCGCUGAUUUCCACCAGUUUUACAUCAUUGGGAAACUUAGAUUCCACUUUCAGAAUCUGUAAAUAGCUCAAAACAGCCCUAGGGAGACUUGUUCUUGGUUGACUUCUACUACAGGCCUAUGUUGAUGACACCAAAACCUGCAUGACUUAAAAUUUUCUGCUUUUAAAAAUUCUGACAAGAAAGAAGUUGUCAUCUUUGGACCAAAGUUGUUCAAUAUUAUUGUUGAUGUUCUUGUUGACUUCCUGUUGUGGGCAGAGAUUUACACAGGUGGGCGCAAUCUGCUAAUAAAGGGCCAAAGGCUGCUCUGGUGAGCACUGCACUCAGGCCAAACGAAAAAGAGAGCUAUGUUGUUUUUCCUUCGUCACGACCCAGCAUUUCCAGCCCUUUAAUGAUGGCAGCGUCAACAGGUUAUGGGCCCAGGAAGGAGUGUGGAAGCCGAUGGAACCGAUUGUGCUUUGACGGAGAUGAAAAGAAGUAUGGGUUGUGGGAAACAAAGUUUUUGGCCCACUUACGUCUGCUUGAGCUGAAGAAUACCAUAUUACUGAAGGGUGAACCCGAUGACGUGGAAGAAGACGCCACUAAAAAUGAAGAGGCAUAUGCAGAAUUAAUUCAAGUAUUGGACGAUAAGAGUUUUUCCCUUGUGAUGAGAGAUGCUGCGGAUGAUGGCAGAAAAGCCUUAAAGAUCCUCAGAGAUCACUAUGCUGGUCCGGGUAAGCCACGAGUGAUUAGUUUGUAUACGGAGCUGACGUCUCUUCAGAAAGGUGUCAAUGAGAACGUGACUGACUACAUUAUCUGAGCAGAAUCUGCCAUUACAGCGCUGCGUAAUACAGGAGAAGUUUUAAGUGAUGGCCUGCUGACGGCAAUGAUAUUAAAAGGCCUGCCUGAUGAGUUCAAACCAUUCUCUGUUUAUAUUACACAGAGUGAUGAAGAGUUAACUUUUGCCCAAUUUAAAAUGAAGCUGAGAAGCGAUGGGAGCACAGAGAAGUUGUGUGUUGCUGGCUCAGCUGAAGAUUGUGUGAUGAAAGUUAAAGGAAGAGACAAUUGGAGCAUAAAACUCCCCUGUUACAACUGUGGCCAGAGAGGGCACAAAUCCCUGGAUUGUCCUUCAACCUCGGGCAAGCGCAGUGAGCUGAAACAGUGGUGUAGUUUCUGCAAGACCACCACGCAUAAGAAUGCAAACUGUCGGCGGAAAAGGCGAGACAAGGUCAAGCAAGCGAUGAAUGAGGAGGACCACACGUUCGCUUUCAAGGUGAAGCAGAGCGACGACGCCCAGAUCUAUGGCACGAAGGUGAAGGGCCUCAUGGUCGACUCGGGUGCAACAAAACACAUUGUGACAGACGCUGCAAAAUUCAAGGAUUUUAACUCGACUUUUAAGCCUCAGAGCCAUAUUUUGGAGUUGGCUGAUGGCGUGAGGACCAGUGGCAUCGCACUGAAGAAAGGCACCGCCAGGGUUCGCUUGAGAGACAGCAACGGCCGAAUUGUGGAGAUGAUGUUAAUGGACACCUUAUACGUGCUGUCAUUUUCCCAGGACAUCUUGUUGGUUAAAGCUGCAACUGCCCAAGGAGCGACAGUCAUCUUCAAAGAUGGACAGAUCCGGCUCAUCCAUAAAAAUGGAUCGCAUGUGAUGUGCCUAAGACAGUGGGAGAAGCUAUGCGCUCACCACAGUCAGAACUAUGGGCUAAAGCUAUGAAGGAUGAAAUGGAUUCUUUGAUGGAGAAUAAUACUUACAGCCUAACUUCAUUACCUGAAGGUAAGCAAGCAGUGGGGGGCAGAUGGGUAUUUACUAUUAAAGAAAAUCUUGUUGAGACACUUUAUAAGGCGAGAUAUGUAGCAAAAGGCUAUAAUCAGGUUGCUGGUAUUGAUUAUAAUGAGACUUUUUCCCUGACUGCUGAUAUGACAUCUGUGCGUGUUCUAAUGCAGCUAGCUGCUCAAUAUGAUUUGGAAUUGCACCAAAUGGAUGUAAAAACGACAUAUUUACAUGCCUCUAGUGAUUGCGAGAUAUUUUUAGAACAACCUGAAGGAUUUGAGGUGGUAACAGAGACAGGAGAAAAAUUAGUCUGUAAGCCUAAUAAGUCACUCUAUGGUCUGAAACAGUCAGUACGAAAUUGGAAUAAAAUGUUACAUGAUUUCGCAUUGAAAAUGACUUUGUGCAGAACCCUGCUGACUAUUGUGUUUACAGUAAAGAAAAUGAACAUGAGAGAGUGAUCUUGAUUAUUUGGGUUGAUGAUCUUCUUAUUGCAGCUAGUAAUGAUCAAAUACUCAAGUGUGUGAGAAAAUGUUGGCUGCUAAGUUUAAAUUUAAAGAUUUUGGAAAACUUAACCAUUUUCUAGGAAUUGAUUUUACACAGAACCACGGUCAAGUAAAAAUGAACCAGAAAAGAUACAUCAUGAAACUCUUGGAGAGGUUUGACAUGACUAACUGCAAGCCAAGGUCAACCCCAUGUGAAAAUAAAAUUAAGUUUGACAGUGAAAGUCAAUCUGCUGAUCAUAAAAAGUAUUGUGAAGUAGUGGGGAGUUUAAUGAUGAGCACUAGGCCAGACUUGAGUUUUAUUGUCAGUAAGUUGUCACAAUAUUUGUCUGAACCAAAAGAACAACACUGGGUUGCAGCAAAGCAUGUAUUGAGGUAUCUGAAAUGUACACUAAAUCAAGAAUUAUGCUUCAUUAUGUCAAAAAUGACAUAACCCUUAACCUUGUGGCAUACUGUGAUGCAGACUGGGCAGGAGACCAGGGGUCCGUUUUUCGUACGUUGCUUAAAACAUCCGAGAUCAAAU
Messenger RNA from Fundulus heteroclitus (mummichog), 3084 nucleotides. RefSeq lists its product as uncharacterized. The record is from RefSeq and is a predicted model, not a curated record. The transcript has 2 exons. NCBI's taxonomy places the organism in Eukaryota, Metazoa, Chordata, Actinopteri, Cyprinodontiformes, Fundulidae. Bases 1177 to 2004 code for a protein of 275 amino acids. Gene Ontology annotation, molecular function: zinc ion binding; nucleic acid binding.